Molecule: messenger RNA, 597 nt
Organism: Halichondria panicea
Lineage: Eukaryota; Metazoa; Porifera; Demospongiae; Suberitida; Halichondriidae
Product: protein FAM136A-like
Exons: 3
Coding region: 66-488 (140 amino acids)
Cellular component (GO): cytoplasm
Source: RefSeq, a predicted model, not a curated record
GUUAAACCAAAGCCCCGUGGACCACCCGCGGCCCUCAAACGAGAACACCCACAUGGCCUACUAAAAUGGCAGCAGAAGCAGAAGCCAAGAUUUCUGGAGCUAUAGAGAAGGAAUUGGACAUUAUAGACAAGCAGUGCCUGAGAUCAUUGCAGGUCAAGGCAUUUUUGUGCAGUGCCAAGUGCUGUGAGGAUAAAACGAGCUCCCAAUCCGUGCUCCAAGGUUGUAUGCAGCAUUGUAUGGAACCAGUUCGUCAAGCAGAGGAAACCAUCAAAUCAGAGAUCAACCAAAUUCAGGAUCGAUUGACUCGAUGCUCUUACAACUGUCAAGAUGUGUAUAAAGAUGCUCUACCAGCAACUGGCGAACCAACAUCCCAGCAGCUGGAGGCAGCAAAGAAGAAAGGAGAACAGUGUAUUGUUAAUUGUGCAGAUACACAUUUACCUCUCAUACCUAAAAUGAUUGCCAGGUGUAAAGCAUCACUGUCAUGUUGAUUGGUUGGUUCUAGCUCACAAGAUCAACAAAUAUUAUUUAUAAGAGUUUGUUAUUGUUUAUGAUAAUUUGAAUGGUUAUGUUCACAUCAACGAGGUUGUUAUUAUUGAA